AUGGAUAAAUCUAGAAUGGAUUUUACAGAGGAAGCAAAGGAAGCUGAAGCUGGGGUGACGAAGCAAGGAGCCUUUGAAGCCGCACAGAGAGUAAGUGAACUAGAUGUUUUCAAACAGGCAAAGACCGUUUUAGUAAACCCAGAUAAGACAUUGGAAUGCGUUAGAAUACUAGCCUUGGAGCAAGGUAAGCAGUUAGUGGUCCCUGUCCCUCGACUACAAUCUGGGUUAUUAACCAAAAUUGAUAUGCCUGAAACCAACUCCAAGUACCAUGUCCGCCGAGCAAUUACUCGUAGAGGAUUAAAUGAAGCUCCAACCGUUGAUUUAAACUCUGGUAUCAACAUUGACUUACUAAUCAUUGGAUCAGUAGCAGUGUCUCGCAAUGGCUUGCGAAUUGGUAAGGGUCGUGGAUACACUGAUCUUGAGUUUGCCAUUGUGCAACAUGUCAAAGCCUAA
Molecule: messenger RNA, 453 nt
Organism: Ctenocephalides felis (cat flea)
Lineage: Eukaryota; Metazoa; Arthropoda; Insecta; Siphonaptera; Pulicidae
Product: methenyltetrahydrofolate synthase domain-containing protein-like
Exons: 2
Coding region: 1-453 (150 amino acids)
Cellular component (GO): cytoplasm
Source: RefSeq, a predicted model, not a curated record